UGUGUCGCCGCUGAAAAGUUCCUCUGUGUUUUUUUCGGUGUUUAGCUCGCACUGAAACCGCCACUAUGUCUGAUAACACCUUCCCUGUCUAUAAUGCGGAUGCGAUAGUGAAUUUUUACCGAACUGAAGUUCUCACAGGUCAAGAGGCGAAACACUUCACGAAGGGCGACCUGACUCCAGCUCCAAAGCCGGAGGCGGUUCAGACGCUCUACAUGAGGGUGUUGCAUCUCCUGUAUCGCUUCAGACCCGAGUGUCACUCCAUGGUUCCACUUCUGGAGAACAUUCAGAACCCGGUAUAUCAUGAGGGGACCACUGCUAUCACCAGCGUCUACAUACGCAUGCAGCAGUUUCUGCCGAUGUGCUUGGUGUACGAUUUUUCACUGAACGACCUUCUAGCUCCAAAGAAACAGAAGACUCUGACUAUUCUGAGCGCCAUCAUGAACUUCCUCCACUUCAGGAAGCAGAGGAUGGACAUCAUCUUCGAGAAGCAGGCCAAGUUUAGGGCAGACAUGGACCGGCUGCAGGCUUACACCAAAGGCAACAAAGAAGCAGAGAAGAAGAUUGAGACGCUCACGACCAUCCCACCAGAGCAGCAGGCCGAGGCCGACGAGCUGGCAGCCGCGCUCUCUGAGCUGCAGGCCACCAACAUCCACGAAUACCAGGAAGUGGAUGCAAAAAAUGAAAGCAUCGCAGAGUGGAAAGCCAAAAUUGCGGAGAAGACUCAGAAACUGGCCCAGGUGAAGGUGGAUGUCUGCAACCUGAAGGAGGACAUCGGCAAACUCACGUCUCAGAUCGUGGAGUCUCCAGAGGAGCUGAAGACUCAGAUGGAGAAGAUGAGGGAGAACGUCAAGAACAUCAAGAACUCCACCAAAGAGACGGACGAGCACAUGGUGGAGCUGCAGAACAUGGUGCAGAGUGUGACUCACACCGAGGCCGAGAUCCAGCAGAUGUUCAACCUGCUGCAGGACCUGGAGAGCAGCAUGAACAACACCAAGCAGAGAGCGGAGGAGCACCAGGAGCUGACGGCUCAGUAUGAGAAGAAGCAGAAGGAGCUGAGGAACCUGUGUGUGGAGGAAGGCCAGCUGAGGAGAGCGCUGGCCAUGAAGCUGGACAAAGAGUCCAAACAGAACAUCCGCAGGCAGAAGAAGAGAGAGAUGAAGGAUCAGCAUGUUCAGGACGUCAUGGGGCAGUGCAACCAGAUCCACCAGAAACGCGAAGAGAUGGCCGACAGGAUCCAGGAGAUCUCCAGAGAGACGCAGCAGCUGAAGGCCAAGAUCCAGAGCCUGAGGGACGUGUGCAGCAAGGAGACUGCCAAAGCUCAGGCUCUGUUCGACACGCUGUCGGCCUCGAUGGACGAGCUGCACCGGAGGAUCCAGACGCACAUCGUGGACCUGAAACAAGACGUCACCAAGAUGUCUGCUAGCUUCUGAACGGCUUCAUCGUUCAUUACUUCUCUGUGUGUUUUAACUCUUCUAACCUUGUGUUGCCUGUUUCACUGUUACUAUUUAAGAUGUUUGUAUACCAGUUAAUAAAUCC
Molecule: messenger RNA, 1536 nt
Organism: Anarrhichthys ocellatus (wolf-eel)
Lineage: Eukaryota; Metazoa; Chordata; Actinopteri; Perciformes; Anarhichadidae
Gene: nuf2
Product: UF2 component of NDC80 kinetochore complex
Exons: 13
Coding region: 66-1430 (454 amino acids)
Biological process (GO): kinetochore organization; attachment of mitotic spindle microtubules to kinetochore; meiotic chromosome segregation
Cellular component (GO): kinetochore; Ndc80 complex
Molecular function (GO): protein-containing complex binding
Source: RefSeq, a predicted model, not a curated record